This is a messenger RNA of Penicillium antarcticum, 1617 nucleotides long. RefSeq lists its product as uncharacterized. Gene Ontology annotation, molecular function: carbohydrate:proton symporter activity. Gene Ontology annotation, biological process: carbohydrate transport; transmembrane transport. The record is from RefSeq and is a predicted model, not a curated record. The transcript has a single exon. Lineage: Eukaryota; Fungi; Ascomycota; Eurotiomycetes; Eurotiales; Aspergillaceae. Gene Ontology annotation, cellular component: membrane. Bases 1 to 1617 code for a protein of 538 amino acids.
AUGGGGGUCCAAAUCCCCAUACUAGAAGCCGAGUCCAAGGCCAGCUCUCACGACUUCCUUGCUGAUGCUGCCACCGCUGCACAAGAGAAAACCCCAAGCACAACAGGCUCUAUGCUGCGCGUAUCAUUAUGGGCCGCGUUUGCCGCGUGGAUCGCAAAUUUCGACAACGCUUAUGCCGGUACUGUCUUGAUCAUGCCGUCUUACAAGCGAGCAUUUGGAACCUGCGAACGAAUCCUAGAUACGACAACAUACAACAAGGUUGAAAGCUGCUCGUUAACCCCACUACAGCAAUCUUUGAUUAGCCUGAGCUAUCUGUUCAUUGCCAUCGGCGGCGGGGUUUCGGCCUUAACAAGCCAUCACUGUGGACGCAGGGGUGCAAUCCAGAUAGGAUGCAUGCUAGCUAUUAUUGGGGCUGCUGGAAUGCUUGGCACAAGUGGAAGCUUUCUCCAAUACAUCGUGUGCAAGUGUAUCAGCGCAGUGGGUGUUGGUCAGCUCAUGGCAUCUAGUGUCACAUAUAGCUCGGAAUGCAUUGUUGCCAGCAAGCGUGGGAUUUCUCUGGGACUCUACAAUGUUGGACUUGCCAUGGGAAACGUGGCAUCUUCUGCAGUUUGUGCUGGCUCUGCCCAACUGGAGCCACAUAACAAUUGGCAGUGGAAAACACCUAUUCUGUGCCAGAUCCCGUUGGGUCUCAUCCUCGGUACUGGAAUUCUAAUGUUUCCCGAGUCUCCACGUUGGUUCAUGGUUCGCGGCCGAGAAGAGGAAGCGCGCCAAUCAUUCGGUGUUCUUCUUCGCCAAAACCCAUACUCGCCCGACAUUACUGCUCAGAUUGAUAACAUCAAAGCAAAUCUUGCGCAAGAGCGCGAAGAUGCGAAAAAGGUCUCUUGCCUUGAUAUAUACCGCAAGAAACACAUACGUCGCACUCUGAUCUCUGGGUUCAUUAUGGUUGGUAUGACCAUCUCUGGUAUCCAGUUUGUGCAACCAUACGCUACAUUGUUUUUGAAAGGCGUCGGCAUCAGGAACCCAUAUCUGAUAAACGUCAUCAUUGGCCUAUGCAUUCUGGGAGGAUCGUUACUCGGCCCAUUUAUCGUCGAAUAUGGCGGAAGAAGAGUCGCCAUUAUAUCAGGUUACAUCGUCAUGGCCACCUGCAUGCUUGUUCUUUCCUCGGUAAACACGGUCCUUGGCAUGGAUGACUCUGCAAAAAUUGUGAUUGUUGUUCUUCUUUGCCUGUGGGCUUUUGUUUUUGGUGGGACUAUUGCAGCAAGCGCCAACUUGUCCGCCGUUGAAAUGCAUAGUGUCUCGCUUCGCACCUAUGGGCAAGCAAGCACGACGAUCCUCUACGGUAUAUUCACCUUUGCUGCAAUAUUUUGGACCCCUUAUAUGCUUAGUCCAUACUAUGGAGAUAUGGGUCCAAACGUGGGUUACUUUUAUGCUGCAAUCACUAUUGUCAUAGCGGUCAUGACUUUCUUGCUAGUACCGGAGACUGCUUGCUUGACACUGGAGCAAAUCGACAAUCAAUUCAACUCUGGGAUCAAAGCAUGGAAGACGUCAGUGGUGAAGAACAAAGCCAUCGCUUUCUCCGAGAGGGGAGGUUCGGCACGCAGAGAUGCAAAAGUAUAG